AUGGACAAAAAACUGAAAGCUGCACAACACAAAAAGCUCAUUGCGUUGGAGCAUAUCAAAUCGCUGGAGCGGUUUAAAGAGUCCUUCAGCAGCGGUGACGCCAGCCAGAUUCCGGAGGCGAUGGAGGGGCUGGAGCAGCACAGGAGCGACUUUUUUGCCGCGGUGGCAAAACUGGAGGAAUGCGACGACAGCAGCGAGGCAAUUCAAUCCUGUAUCCACGACAGGAUCGAUAUGGAAGAACGGUGUCGGCGACUAAAAUCUUUCUUAAGAGAGAAUCAACGCAAGGAAGCUAGCCCGCUGAACGAUUCGACACUUUUGGCAAAUUCUACUCUCGCGUUUGGACGGCCAAACGCAACCAACCUUCGGUUGCCAAAAAUCGAUCUACCUACGUUCGAUGGGGAUUCGACAAAGUGGUUGUCAUUCCGCGAUCGUUUUGUUUCGAUGAUUGACGCUUCAGCAGAAUUACCACCCAUUGCUAAGCUUCAAUAUCUUCUUUCUUCAUUGAAGGGCGAAGCAGCGGUGCCCUUUGAACAUGUGGCUCUGACGACCGAGAACUACGCAGUGACGUGGGCGUCACUACUUAAGCGUUACGAUAACCCGCGAACCCUGAUUCGCGAGUACUGGCGGAAGUUACAUUUUCUUCCGGGAAUCGAGACGCAAACUGUCGACGGGUUAACGUCGUUGGUGGAUGAAUUCACACGAAAUGUGAAGGGACUGGUGAAGCUACAAGAACCAGUCGAUUCAUGGGACACUCCCUUGUCCAACUUGCUACUGAUGAAAAUGGACGACGAAACCAUUUUAGCUUGGGAGGAACACUCAGUACAGUUUAAAAGUGAUAAAUACAGUGAGUUGAUCGAGUUCCUGCAGGAUCGAGUGCAAAUUCUGAAAGCGAGAAACAGCUUGGUGUGCGGAAAGAUGGCUUCUACCAAGGUGGCCGGCGCAUAUCGUCUUCCUGCACAACGAAAAUCGAUCAUAAACGCAGCUGCAGUGCAGAAGAAUCCAUCCAGCUCUGCUUCUUUUCAACAGCAGACAUGUCCGUUACAGUGUCCGGAUCCUCAUCUGUUACGCAAUUGUCCGGUAUUUAUCAGCAAGGAUAUACAACAACGACGAGACAUCGUCAAAACAAAGGGUGUAUGUUGGAACUGUCUUAGUAGUUCUCACCAAGUGAAAUUGUGCAAAUCCGGGUAUUCGUGCCGCUCAUGCCACGAACGUCAUCAUAGCCUACUUCAUCACGCAUCGCAAUCAUCUGUAACUGUGCAACCAAAAGUUACUUUAGCAGCACAAUCCGACGACGAAAUGGUGUUCCUAGAGACUGCAUUAGUUUACAUCGAAGACGAUUAUGGCACGAGAUACGAAGCAAGGGCGCUUCUUGAUUCUGGUUCGAUGUCAAAUUUCAUAUCGGAAUCAUUGGCUCGGAAACUCGUGACACCUCGUAUGAAAGUGAAUGUGUGUAUUUCUGGCAUCGGCAAAGCAAUGCACCAGGUGAAGGGUUCGAUCACCGUUAAUGUUCGAUCCAAGGACCUACAUUUUGCCACACCGAUGGAAUUUUUCAUUUUGGACGCACCUACGGCAGACAUUCCUACCAAACCGAUAGACGUUUCUUCAUGGAAAAUGCCGAAUGUGACGCUUGCAGAUCCGAAUUACCACGUUCCUGGUAAGGUGGAUAUCGUCAUCGGUAGUAAUCCAUUUUGGGAGCUUCAUACUGGACGCAAGCGAUCGUUAGGAACCGGCAAGCCGUGGCUAGUGGAGACCCAAUUGGGAUGGGCUGUUUCCGGGAAUGCAAUGCAUUCAUCUCAGUCCAUACGAGUAUGUCAUGUUGCAACGAGGGAAAUUCCAUUGGAAACAAUCAUGACACGUUUCUGGGAGAGUGAAACCAUCUCCGAUGAGCCGGCUCUGUCGGUGGAAGAAGACAUCUGUGAGAAUCAUUUCAUCGCCAAUACAACUCGGGAUGAUUCUGGAAGGUAUGUCGUUAGCUUGCCACACAAAUCUAAUCCUAGUGUCAUUUUAGGAACCUCAAGGCAAAUAGCAGAUCGUCGUCUGCUAGCGGUAGAACGGCGCCUGAAGUGUAAUCCUGACAUGAGAGAAGCAUACUCAUCGUUUAUGCAAGAGUAUGAACACUUGGGACACAUGAAAAGGCUCGAGGAGCCAAUCGAUGAUUCGUGUCCACACUAUUACUUACCGCACCAUGCUGUGGUAAAGGAAUCCAGCACGACCACCAAGGUUCGUGUAGUUUUCGAUGCGUCGUGUAAGACGACGUCAGGUUUUUCGUUGAACGACUCACUGCUGGUUGGACCUGUCGUUCAACAAGAUUUGUAUACGAUAAUGCUCCGAUUUCGAUCCCAUGCUAUUGCGAUCACGGCUGACGUUGAAAAGAUGUACCGUCAAAUUCGUCAUCACUCUGCAGAUAGAAACUUCCUUCGAAUUCGGUACAGAAAGGAUCCGUCAGAACCCAUAGCAACCUACGAGCUUCAGACAGUAACUUAUGGUACCGCAUCUGCGCCAUUCUUGGCCACACGAACGUUGAAGCAAAUUGCCUACGAUUGUCAAGAACAAUACCCUCGCGCAGUGAAUCCGGUGCUUCGAGAUUUUUACGUGGACGAUCUAUUGACGGGGACGAACGAGUUGUCGGAAGCGAUCGAGAUGCAGAAACAAAUUUCAACCAUGUUGCAGUCGGCUGGGCUCACGUUGAAGAAAUGGGCAUCGAACAGUCCUGAGGCGCUUCAUGGGAUCCCUCAGGAGGAUUUGGCGUUGCAAACUCCUCGGGAAUGGAGUACGGCGCAAUUUGUGUCCACUUUGGGACUGAUCUGGGAACCAACUGAAGACAUGAUCCGAUUUCGCAUCGAACUACCACCUGCCGCAUCAUCAUUAACAAAGCGCUUAGUGUUAUCAUACAUCGCGAAGAUAUUCGACAUACUUGGAUUGCUAGGCCCAACGAUCGUGCUUGCAAAAAUAUUUAUGCAACAAUUAUGGUCGUUCAAGGAGAAUGGUGCUACACUGGAUUGGGACAGCCAUACGGAGCCUGCUGUUAUCUUCGAGCAGAAAAUCAAGGUGGAAUUUCUGUAA
Anopheles moucheti is the source of this 3063-nucleotide messenger RNA. RefSeq lists its product as uncharacterized. The record is from RefSeq and is a predicted model, not a curated record. The transcript is spliced from 2 exons. Bases 1 to 3063 code for a protein of 1020 amino acids. Lineage: Eukaryota; Metazoa; Arthropoda; Insecta; Diptera; Culicidae.